Durusdinium trenchii is the source of this 3165-nucleotide messenger RNA. The record is from the annotation of a GenBank genome assembly. Lineage: Eukaryota; Dinophyceae; Suessiales; Symbiodiniaceae.
AUGGACAAGGCACUGGAUAACGACCCGACCAGCAACCACACUUUCUUGAAGCAGAGGGAAAGCUUGGUUGAGAGAAAACGGGAGGAUCCAAAAAGCCGCAUCACUUCUUCAGCAAAUCCGUUUGGGCUGAAUGGCGAGAGUGUUAGCGUGGCUGAGCGGAGGACACAGGGGCUGAAGGGUCCAAAAAAACAAUUCAUUGAUGCUACGGCCUACGAGAAGCGAUUUGGGAUGCCACCGCCACCUGACAAGGUGAAGACACAAUGGUUUGGGGGUGCCUUGAUCACCGGCGUGGAUAUCAUCAAAGAUGAGGACAUCGGGGUCUAUGAGUACGUUGAUGAGACAGCCACCUCAGUGGAAAGAACCACUUUGUUGUCUACGCCUGAGACCAUUUUGAGUGCAGACCAAACAACUACCAUUCACACGGCUGCCUUGAAGCAAUUUGGCAAAUCGGACAACACCGAUUGUGUUACUCUGUCGGCUCCUUCCCAUGCGUCCAGUUGUGCAGCAACACCAACACCAAUGGAAUGCGCUGACACUAACGGUGAAUGUGCUGAAGGUGAAGAUGAAGGUGACGAUGAUGAGUGCACACUCUUGAGCAACGACCCUUUUGCCAACCUCUUCUGUCGUAUGAAAUUGGGGCAUGAGAAGAAGCGCACAGCUUCGCAAGCUGGUGGUCUUGAACCUCAAGCAAAGACCAAGGCCAGCAAGAACAACAAGGCUGCUGGACCAAAAGGUCCUGGAAAAGGUCCUCGUAAGCGCACUGGUCCCACGAAUGACGAGAACGCUGACGACUUCCGUAAACCAGCUCCAGUCCCGUCCAAUGAAGACGACAAGCAGCUCAUUGCAUCCUAUGAGGAGCAGUUGUCGAAAUUGAGCAUUCUUGACCCUCCUUCAGCUGAUGACAAUGGAUUCAACCCAUGGGCCAAAUCCCGUCAAGCUGAGCUGACUGGAUUGAAAUCAGGCAUCCAGCUGAAAAAGAAGUCACUGAAUCGCCGCAAGCGAGAUUGCGUUGAAGAGCUUACAGCUGCAAUGACCCACAUUGUGACUGAAAUCGACAAAAUGUGUGACUUCUUGAAGGCAUUGAUGAUGGGCACCAACCAGGGAUGUGGGAUCUACGACAAGCUCAGUGCUUAUGCAGAGUCAGAUGGUCCAGACCUGAAGCUAGCGCAAUGGUCAAAGUACUUCACAGAGACUCGUGGACUUUGCUUGGAACGCUUAGGGGAAGACGAUGGCAGCGAGUACUUCAUUCUUCUCACCAGUCAGUUGAUGCAAAGGCUUGUCAAAAACGUGCAGAAGGUGAGCUGGACCAGCUUGGAGUUUCUGGUAGGCUUUGUUGAGGCAAUGUCCGCGGCUUCCAACACGGUGUUGACCACGGAGCACGAUCGGGAAGCCUUCAAAUAUGUUCAGGCCAUUAUCAGCAAAGCUUCUUCGCCAACGCUCGUGAAAGAAGCCGUGCCUGCUUUCAGCAAGUCUAGCUACUUGUUUGAGAACUGGAUGGUGCAAGCCUUUAACCUUCAGAACGGGAAGAAGAUUCUGUCAUUUGCUGAAGAAAACGCUGACAGCAGAGAGUCCCAGUCUCAAACUAUUGGAGCGAUCUCAGCUGCCUUGACUGAUUUGGCCGCCAUUGAUGCCCAGCGUGACGCAGCCGACAUGAUCUAUGACGAAACGGUCGCAAAUAAGAUCAAAGCCGCGCAUAAGGCCACUCAAGAGAAAGGCACCAAGUCACUCAAGAACGCUGAUCGCGAGCAAAUGAACAAGCUUUCGAACAUGAUCCUUCAAACUACUUUCCAGGCAGCCCAGUCAUUCAUUGAGAGAGAGCUCAUGAGUUACUUGAACAAGCUAUGUGAAUCCGUCUCGAAGAAGCAAGCUAUUUGUGGUGAUGACCUUCAAUUGCUUCACCGAGACUCUUGCAUGGUCCAUUUGCAGAGCAGUGGCGUUUGCGAAAAGGAACUCCCUGUGAUCAGUGAGCUUGGCAAGUUUGGAAAGUAUGUUGAGGACCUUGCCAAGACUGUGAACAAAUCCAUUGGGGGAGGGCUUUCGCCAGAUGAUUCGCAGGCUGCCUUGGUUGAGUGGAAUGAAAAGAAACGGUCACUGUUGGCCGUCGUGGAGAGCACCAAGAACCUUCGGAGACAGGUGUUUGAUGAGUUGAACACAACAGCAGAUCAGCUGAGCACUGUCUUGACAAGUGCCUUGCAAUCCUGUGUGAAUACACAGGCUGUGGACGCUGCCAAGGUGUGUGCACAGCUUCUUGAGAGCCAGCUGGCUCCGGGCCACCACAUCACGGAAGAGAAGUUAGCUGAGUGUGAAAAACAUGUGGAACAAGCCAAAAUGCUCAGCUCCGUUUUGGGAGAGAAUGGUGCACUUUUGCGCAAGGGGUUGGCCAUCAUGCAGGCUGCCAUCAUUUGCAAGUUUGGGUUUGAACAACAUAUCCACUAUAUUGGGGACAUGGAUACAUCAUCCCGUGAGAAAUGUCGAGCAUCAGAGCUGAAGGGCAUCAAACAUUUGAGACCGCUGCUGAAAGAUGGUGAAACAGACAAGCUGAGGAAUGAGCUUUGUGCAUGCCUCAAACUCAUGAACUACACGCCCAUGAAAGACGGUACUAUGCUUGAGGAGUUGAGUCAGGCUGUGGUCGACCUGAUGAAGAAGCUUUGGGAAGACACAAAGGCUUUCAUUGAGGCACGAAGCAACGAGUUUGCUGAGAAACACAAAGAGCUUUCUGGUACCGCAUCUGUUCUUGUGUUGCCGGAUGAAAUCACUACCAUUUCCGAUGCACAGCAUCUGCCAAAGAUGCAGCCGGAAGUCCCGAAGAUCUUUUCCAAUGAGGCAACAACUGGAGCUGCUGCUUGCUGUAAAUCCAUUGAGGAACACAUGCUCAAUCUCGAGCUUCUUGCUCAGAACAUGGAUUGCCCCUCCCAGGAGAUUUUUGACAUCGGCAAAUUCACGGCUAUCAGGCAGCAAACCCUCGAGUGGCUGGCUACGGGGCAUCUACUGAGUUGUCUUUGCUCGAAGGCUGUGGUGCGAAGUGUGCUCGCCAGCAGUGCUUUGGGAGAGAAGUCUGCGAAGCACAUUAGCAAUGCAUUAUCCGUCGCGACUGAGAAGAGCCUUGAAAUCCCGGCAGGACUCCAAGCUCUUGCCACUAAACUUGCUAAGCCGAAAUCAAGCUAG